Messenger RNA from Lates calcarifer (barramundi perch), 1371 nucleotides. It is a transcript of the gene pdcd5, whose product is annotated as programmed cell death 5. Gene Ontology annotation, molecular function: DNA binding. The transcript has 6 exons. The record is from RefSeq and is a predicted model, not a curated record. NCBI's taxonomy places the organism in Eukaryota, Metazoa, Chordata, Actinopteri, Centropomidae. Bases 129 to 509 code for a protein of 126 amino acids. Gene Ontology annotation, cellular component: nucleus; cytosol.
GCUUAAUCGAUGUUGAUUACACUCGCCUAGCUUUCUGGGGCCUUGCCUCUGAUGGGAGUACAGUGUGCAUUUUACUACGCUAUUUCAUCCUUUUUCGGUGUUCUGGGCCUAUAUUGCUGUCGUAAACCAUGGCAGACGACGAGUUAGAGGCAAUUAGGCGGCAAAGAAUGGCGGAGCUUCAGGCAAAACACGGGGAUGCCUCAAAUAAUCAGCAAGGAGAGGAGGCCAAACAAAGAGAAACAGACAUGAGAAACACUAUAUUGGCUCAAGUUCUAGACCAGUCUGCCCGUGCCAGAUUGAGCAAUCUUGCCUUGGUGAAGCCAGAGAAGGCCAAUGCAGUUGAAAACUAUCUCAUUCAAAUGGCUCGUUUUGGGAAGUUAGGAGGAAAGAUUUCAGAGUCAGGCUUGAUCGAGAUCCUAGAAAAAGUCAGUCAGCAAACAGAGAAGAAGACAACCGUCACAUUCAACAGACGGCGGGUGAUGGACUCAGAUGAUGAGGAAGAUUACUAACUUUAAACAGGAACCCUGGAAUGACCCAAGAAUCAAGAGAGGAUAUGGUUUACUGAGACACUUAGAGCAUUUUAACCAGCAUAUUCCUGUUAGCUGGCUCCUGGGAUGCCACAUUAGCUUCUGCGUGUCUCUGGAAACAUACCAAGAGGGAAAAACAAGGACGUAAAGUUGACAAUGUGGCUUAAGUGGUGGGGGGUAGAAUACACACAGUAUCAAAUAAGAUGUUUUUUUGCAAUCUCUUUUCAAUUAGGUUGCUGCAGAUUUGCGCUGCCUGUGCUAUACCCCUGACAACUCCUGACACUGUGUGACUCCUCUAGUCCUUCUCAGUAGUUACUCUUUUCUUUUUUUUUUUAUUUCACCGUGGUUGACUUCUGUUCUUCAAACACAGAUGGCUAGACAAAAUGCAAAACAUAACUGCUACUGAUGCAUUUUAUCUUGACUGUUCAGUGAAUACAAUACAUGGUUCUUUAUUCAGGGCCAGAGCCCCAUUAGCCCUGAUGUUGCACUUGGAUAUUUUCUUUUUGCUGACAUGUAUCUAAAAACUUUACAUAAAAAUACAUUUGAAAAGCCUUACAUCUACAUUUGUUUUUUUAGUAAACCAUUUCUAAAAUGAUUGUUUAUAAUACGAGCAAGUGUCCAACCCUUUUAAAAAGGUUUCCAUUUUGGGUUUUUACAUAAAUUAUACAGCAUCGUCAUCCGGAGUCCACAGAGUUUCCUCACCACACAAGAAGUUGAAUUACUGGUUCUGUAUGGAUGACGAUUUAUUUCCAAAUUUAAAUUUUUGGUUUUCAUUCCAGAAACAAGAGUUAACAGAUUGCCAAAUGUAUCCGAUUACUUUUCAAAUAAAAAGCAUGAAGGAGAA